AAGCACUUAUAUACUGGAUAACGGGGGAGCACAACAGGGGCAGCCGGAGAAAAUCAUAUGAAACUUAUUGAAUGGUUUUUACUGGUUUGAUUCUGCGAUUUUAUUUAUUUUUGAUAACUCAAAUAUCUGUUUUGACUAGCAUUCGAUUGUAUUCAUUUGGGAAGUAAUUUGGAGUAUUGAUACUAGGAGUUUAAGGUAACGGCCGUAGUAUCAGCGCGCGCUUCUCCUCGUGUCAAGCCUCGUGUGUGUGUGGUUACUCACCAAAAAAUAGGUAAUGAAAUGUAACAUCUGUGGUAAAUUUAAUGGCACGUCUUUCCGUCACAAAACAUUUCACUUUCAUCCAGUAAGGCAGCUACAAGCAGCACUGGUUAAGUCCACGCAGCAAAGAAUUGUUGUAACGUUAUUAGUAGUGUUUAUCUUAGCAUUAAGUAAGCGGUUGUUGUGGACAUCAUUUCGGAAGGAUGACUUACGCCGUCCCACACAUGCACGUCGCUAUUGCCGAUUUACACCAAAACUCCGCUAACCUGAGCAUCAUAGGUGUGGUUGUUGGAAAAACCGAGGUGAAAAGCUUUCCUGACAGAAAAAAUAUCGGCUCUGAGCGAUACACCUUCAGCUUUACCAUUAAAGACUCACCGGAUCAUUUAAUCAACAUUUCCUCAUGGGGAACUGAGGAAUACAUCAAUGGCCUGUCAAGCAGCUUCAGAAUAGGGGACUGUGUUAUUGUUGAGAAGCCCUUAACUGUCACCAAAGAUCCAGAAAAAGAUGAUAAAUUCUGCCCUUCAACUUUAAGCUUGUAUAGGUUGUUGUUGACUGAAAAUCACUCAGCCAUCAAGGUUCUUUCAGACACAGAGGCUGACUCCAGGCUCCUUUCUUUAUUCCAUCUGCCAGUGAAAGAUCACAGAGAUUUUUAUUCACUGGGAGACAUUGUUGCAAAUGGACAGAGCUUGGAUGGAAAUGUAAUUAAUAUACUUGCAGUUGUUCAGUCGAUUGGGGAACCUAAGUAUUUCACAACUGGCGAUGGACGCAAAGGACAAAGAUGUGAAGUGAAGCUGUUUGAUGAAGUUAUUAUGUCUUUCUGCAUGAUCUGUUGGGACAGGGAAAAUAUUCAAUUUAUUCAAACAUGGAUACCCAGAGAAACAGUGCUCUUUGUUGCAGAUGCACGUGUCACUUUUGAUAACUUCCGAAAAAGCAUGGUUGCAACAGUUAUCUCAAAAACUAUCAUCACUGUCAAUCCUGACACAAAAGAAGCUGCCCAGCUGUUCAAUUAUGCCAGAGACUUUGCAGGAACUGGAGCACUGGAUGAUCAAGAGAAACUCUCAGGAGAUCAGGUGUCUUUGGAUUCUAUUAGUGAUGUAUUUACUGUGGAACAGCUCAAAGUGAGCAUCCAGAAAAACCUUGACAAGCAAGACAUCAUUUAUGGAAUCGUAUACGCCUUCAUCACGACAUUGAAUCUUGAUGCUUCUGUUUCUAAAGUGAUUCGAAACAGAUGUUCCAGAUGUUGGUAUCAGGUAUCUGAAGACAUGCAAAACUGCAGUAAUCCAGUGUGUCCCAGGGAGGCACAGCUGGCGGUCACCACCAGCUUUGAUUUACUGGUGGAUAUUACUGACCACACGGGCACCCUGCAGUCUUGUACACUGUCUGGCACUGCUGCUGAACAAACUCUGGGCUACUCAGCUGAAGAGUUUGUUCAUUUAAAAGAAGAAGACAAAACUGCACUGAAAUGGAAAUUCCUACUAGAAAGAUGCAAAAUCUUAUUGAAGAUUCUUCCCUCUUCAAAGACUCGAAAUGGCUUUAGAGGGAAUAUCUUGUCCUGCACACUAGCUGACCCUGGGGAAGUGAAACAAAGCUUUACCAGAGUAGCCCUCUGAAGGAGGUCAUGAAGACAGGCGUGGUUAAUCCUGUUAGUUACAGAAUAGUUACAGAAUUUCUGCUGUUUGCAUCAGAAAUUUUCACUUGAUCUUUUUUCAAGGUUUUGGGAUAAACAGUUCGCAUAUGUGAGGAAAAAAUACUUCUUUGGAUACAUCUUUGAAUAGGAGGCUGAGUAUAUGAACAAUGGGGAAAUAUGGUUAUUGUCUUGAGAAGCAGAGUGCAUAGAAGAGAAGCACAGCACACUUGAAAUUCUUUACAUAGUGUUUGAUUCAUAAUAAACUCGGAGUAGGAUUCCUGUUCUGUUUUGCAUAUUUAUAUUUAAUAAAAUGCCCUGUUUACUGUU
Brienomyrus brachyistius is the source of this 2212-nucleotide messenger RNA. It is a transcript of the gene meiob, whose product is annotated as meiosis specific with OB-fold. Bases 462 to 1868 code for a protein of 468 amino acids. NCBI's taxonomy places the organism in Eukaryota, Metazoa, Chordata, Actinopteri, Osteoglossiformes, Mormyridae. Gene Ontology annotation, molecular function: single-stranded DNA binding; single-stranded DNA 3'-5' DNA exonuclease activity. The transcript has 13 exons. Gene Ontology annotation, biological process: resolution of meiotic recombination intermediates. The record is from RefSeq and is a predicted model, not a curated record.